AUGAGCUUCUCAGAUAGCUCGCCGGUAGUACACAGCAGGGCUCUGCCCGCAGUACCUCAAAUACCUGACAUCUACACAUCUCAAGCGACGGGUCCAGCGAAACAGCAUGACGGGAGUCCGGACAGCCGCUCCCAGAGUUUGCGGCGGAAGCCAGUGGGAGGGUCUCCGGAACAGCCGUCGAUUGUCCUGCAGGGUGCGUCGCCAUACAAAGGGGAGAACUAUUCAAGAGAUGCGAGCGAUGGCCGGUCGUCGAGACAGUCUGGCUCCUCGUUAUCUCCGAGUUCUGGACCACACUCUCGGAACGCCUCAAGAGAAGCUUACACUACAGACCCAUCACGAACCUCGGACAUGGGAAUUGCGUUCCCAGUCACCCAGAGUAUACCGUUUCGGCAGCUGAACGUGAACAACGUGGCGUAUAAUUCACGGCAUUCGCAUGUUGCCGACCUGGAUUCAGUAUACAGUGUACCUCUUGACGGCCUUUCCAACGGCGAUGAAGAAGAAUCCUUCCACGCGCCCGGCUCUAAGGGCCAGGAGCCUCAAGAAAAUUACCCACCUUUGCAAUACCAUCACCAGCCCAACCCCGUGCCUGUUUUUUCGCUGAGGCAGCCAGUUGACCGGGUGAAAUCCCCGAGCUCUUCCUCCCAGGCUUCGUCGAGCGACAACAGCGGGCACCGGAACAGCCAGAGGCCAGACGUGCUGCUACCACGCACCACAAUCCCCAGACCCAGUUCAGCCUUCACCCUUGGCGCGGAUUUGAACGCACGGGGUCGCCACUCGCCGCGCCUCUCUGCAAGCGGCUCCCCGAACGGGUCGCCCAUCAGUUAUGCUCGGGGACAGUCGGCCAAUCGAAGGUCGCCGGAAAGUCGCCCAACGUCCUACAUUGAUUUGUUGAAUAUUCCCUAUGCACAACAAGCGGCACCCACAGGCAACUUCGGCAACGCUAUGCUGAAACAGUCAGUCGGCUCAAAUGCGUCCCUCCUUGAUACUAAGAAAACAUUGGACAUGUAUCGGGCGAAUGUUAAGAAAACCCAAGACCUGGCCAUCCAAUACGAGUUUGCCCUAUUUAUGGUGCAAGUAGCCCAAGAGGUCCGGACCGCGGGCCCUGGGGUUGACGACCACGGUCUCAGUCCAGCUGAAAUGCUUCGGGAGGCACGACAGAUCCUCCAGCGGCUAGCCGACCGGAGUUAUCCGUUUGCGCAGUACUAUCUUGGGGACGGGUACGGGUCGGGCCUCUUUAACAAAGACAAGCCUGACUAUGACCGAGCAUUUCCACUUUUCAUUGCUGCCAGCAAACACGGACACGCUGAAGCUGGCUAUCGGGCUGCUCUGUGCUACGAGUUCGGGUGGGGCUGCCGCAAGGACUACGCCAAGGCCGUGCAAUUCUACCGGGCAGCUGCAUCGAAGAACCAUCCAGGAGCAGCAACAAGACUAGGCAAGGCGUGUUUGACAGGCGAUAUGGGUCUCGUGAAUCGGUACCGAGAGGGGUUGAAGUGGCUGAAGCGUGCGGCGGAAUCGGCAGACACCCAAUACAAUACUGCGCCUUACGAGCUGGGAUUGUUGCACGAGACGGGAUUCGGCGAGGACAUCUUCAAAGAUGAGAUUUACGCGGUGCAGCUCUUCACUCAGGCGGCCGAAGUUGGACAUCCUCAGGCAGCCUUGAAGCUUGGCGAGGCGUACGAGCAUGGUCUCCUUUGCUGUCCAAAAGACCCAGCACUCAGCGUGCACUACUACAAUUGUGCAGCCCAAGCUGAUAUACCGGAGGCUAUGAUGAACUUGUGCGCGUGGUACAUGGUGGGCGCCGAGCCAGUGUUAGAAAAGGACGAAAAUGAAGCGUACGAAUGGGCGAAGAAGGCUGCUGAGCAUGGACUGCCAAAAGCAGAGUACGCAUGCGGCUACUUCACAGAAAUGGGCAUUGGCUGCCGGCGCGACGCCCUCGAGGCGAACGUUUGGUAUGUCAAAGCCGCCGACCAUGGCGACGAACGAGCGAAACAACGCCUUGCCAUCAUCCGGCAGGCAGCAUCAGGGGAAUCGGGUCUUCCUCCUACCACGGAAAAGGGAGGCAAAAUCAAAAGGGCAGGUAACGACAAGGAUAAGGACUGCAUUGUCAUGUAG
This is a messenger RNA of Mytilinidion resinicola, 2112 nucleotides long. RefSeq names its product HCP-like protein. NCBI's taxonomy places the organism in Eukaryota, Fungi, Ascomycota, Dothideomycetes, Mytilinidiales, Mytilinidiaceae. Bases 1 to 2112 code for a protein of 703 amino acids. The transcript has 2 exons. Gene Ontology annotation, molecular function: protein binding. The record is from RefSeq and is a predicted model, not a curated record.